AUGGCGGCUGCGACAGCAGCCUCGGGUUCAUCCCCCACUUCGACCCCGGCCCUGACCCCGACCCCGGCAUCUGCCCCAGAUCCCGCCCCAGCCUCCGCCCCAGCUCCCGCAUGUGCCCCGCUGCACCCAGUCAUCCUCGCCUCAAUGGUUGACAGCUACGAGCAUCGCAAGGAGGGCGCGGGCCGCGUGAUCGGCACUCUGCUGGGAACAAUUGACAAACACUCAGUAGAAGUCACCAACUGUUUUUCAGUGCCACAUAAUGAGUCUGAGGAUGAGGUGGCUGUGGACAUGGAAUUUGCUAAUAAUAUGUAUGAAUUACACAAGAAAGUCUCUCUAAGUGAGCUUAUUCUGGGCUGGUAUGCCACAGGUCAUGACAUCACAGAACACUCAGUGCUAAUUCAUGAGUAGUACAGCCGGGAGGCCCAUAGCCCCAUUCACCUCACUGUGGACACCAGCCUCCAGAAUGGACGAAUGAGCAUCAAAGCCUAUGUCAGUGCUUCCAUGGGUGUUCCUGGAAAAACUAUGGGAGUGAUGUUCACUCCACUGACCGUGAAAUACGCCUACUAUGAUACCGAGCGAAUUGGAAUUGACCUGAUCAUGAAGACGUGUUUCAGCCCCAACCGUGUGAUUGGCCUUUCAAGUGAUCUACAGCAAGUUGGUGGGGCAUCAGCCCGGAUACAGGAUGCUCUCAGCACAGUGUUGCAGUAUGCCGAGGAUGUGCUGCCUGGAAAGGUGUCGGCUGACAACUUCCUGAUGGGCCUGGUUAACCAAGUUCCCAAGAUUGCCCCUGAGGACUUCAAGACCAUGCUGAACAGCAACAUCAAUGACCCCUUGAAGGUGACUUACCUUGCCAACCUAACCCAGUCACAAAUUGCCCUCAACGAGAAACUUGUCAGCCUGUGA
Messenger RNA from Trichosurus vulpecula (common brushtail), 903 nucleotides. Its product is annotated as eukaryotic translation initiation factor 3 subunit F-like. Lineage: Eukaryota; Metazoa; Chordata; Mammalia; Diprotodontia; Phalangeridae. Gene Ontology annotation, cellular component: eukaryotic translation initiation factor 3 complex, eIF3m. Gene Ontology annotation, molecular function: translation initiation factor binding; metallopeptidase activity; translation initiation factor activity. The transcript has a single exon. The record is from RefSeq and is a predicted model, not a curated record. Gene Ontology annotation, biological process: translational initiation.